This is a messenger RNA of Triticum turgidum subsp. durum (durum wheat), 402 nucleotides long. The record is from the annotation of a GenBank genome assembly. NCBI's taxonomy places the organism in Eukaryota, Viridiplantae, Streptophyta, Magnoliopsida, Poales, Poaceae.
AUGCCUAACGGGAAUUUGGACACAUGGUUGCAUAACAAAUUUUUGAGUAGUUCUUCAAAAUAUUUGAGCUUAUCUCAAAGAGCAAUCAUAGCUACUGGUAUAGCCAAUGCAUUGGCUUAUUUACACAAUGAUUGUGAAAGGCAGAUUGUACAUUGUGGUUUGAAGCCAAAAAAUAUCCUUCUUGACGAUGAUAUGAAUGCUUAUUUGGGAGACUUCGGCAUUGCAAGCCUCAUCGGACAUUCAAGCCUAGCUACCUCAACUGGGCUGAAGGGAACGAUAGGCCACAUAGCUCCAGAGUAUGCUCAAAGCGGCAAGGCAUCAAUCUCUGGGGAUGUUUACAGUUUCGGGAUAGUACUCUUAGAGAUGCUCAUUGGCAAAAAGACCGACAGACCCUAUGUUUGA